Molecule: messenger RNA, 1119 nt
Organism: Tarenaya hassleriana
Lineage: Eukaryota; Viridiplantae; Streptophyta; Magnoliopsida; Brassicales; Cleomaceae
Product: ras-related protein RABA1f-like
Exons: 2
Coding region: 171-824 (217 amino acids)
Cellular component (GO): endosome
Molecular function (GO): GTPase activity; GTP binding
Source: RefSeq, a predicted model, not a curated record
AAUGAAGGAAGAAUAGUUUCUCAAACCGAACCAAACCGGAUUUUCCUCCGACAACGAUCUCCGUGAUCUCCAUCCCUUUGCGUGUCUUCCCUUACAAUCUCUCUCUCUGUGAGCAUCCGUGCAUGCCUUCGAUCUCCCAAGAGAGAGCCUUCUGAUCGGAGAUCCUGACAAUGGCGGCGUAUAGGGCAGACGAUGAUUACGAUUACCUCUUCAAAGUCGUCUUGAUAGGAGAUUCCGGUGUCGGUAAAUCCAAUCUGCUCUCUCGAUUCACUCGCAACGAAUUCAGCCUCGAGUCCAAAUCCACCAUCGGAGUCGAAUUCGCCACCCGAAGCAUCCGCGUCGAUGAUAAGAUCGUCAAGGCCCAGAUUUGGGACACCGCUGGUCAGGAAAGAUACCGGGCGAUCACGAGCGCAUACUACAGAGGAGCGGUGGGAGCAUUGCUGGUCUAUGAUGUGACAAGGCAUGUAACGUUUGAGAACGUGGAGAGAUGGUUGAAGGAGCUUCGUGACCACACAGAUGCCAACAUUGUGAUAAUGCUGGUCGGGAACAAGGCAGAUCUCCGCCACUUACGAGCCGUGUCGACAGAGGACGCAAAGGCAUUUGCCGAGAGAGAGAACACCUUCUUCAUGGAGACAUCUGCCCUCGAGUCCAUGAACGUCGAGAACUCUUUCACCGAAGUUCUCUCUCAGAUAUACCGUGUCGUGAGCCGGAAGGCUCUGGAUAUAGGAGAGGAUCCUGCUGCACUUCCCAAGGGGCAGACCAUCAACGUCGGGUCCAAGGAUGAUGUUUCCGCCGUCAAGAAGGUCGGAUGCUGCUCAAGUUGAUCUCAAAACCCGGAAAUUCAGACAAGGUCCCAAGUUAUGUUCCACAUGUGGGUAUGUCAUUUCUCUGGUAAUAUCCCUGUUUUCUUGGAUUCUUAGGGUUUAUUCUCUCCCCACCCAAAAAUUGAUUCAUACUUUGGAGUAGGAAGAUAACUCAUCUUUCAUUUCUUCUUCUUCUUCUAUUACUAUAGUUUUCUGCCAUAUAGAUUCACCCUUAUGUUGUUAUUUGAUAUUCUCCCCUGUUUUUGGUGUAAGUUCCUCAAAUCUCUGGAUUACAUUCAUAUUCAGUUUCUGCUAA